Molecule: messenger RNA, 2241 nt
Organism: Exophiala aquamarina CBS 119918
Lineage: Eukaryota; Fungi; Ascomycota; Eurotiomycetes; Chaetothyriales; Herpotrichiellaceae
Exons: 2
Coding region: 1-2241 (746 amino acids)
Biological process (GO): DNA-templated transcription
Molecular function (GO): zinc ion binding; DNA binding
Source: RefSeq, a predicted model, not a curated record
AUGCAGCCAUAUCGAAAUACCUCAUCGCCCCUCGACAGUAACGGGCGCGACAAUGGCGAAGAACGUCCGGCCAAACGACAAAAAGAGACUCACAAGCAGGACCCUGGACGGCUACAGGAGGUCGGUUUGAUGCGCAAUGGAGGCACUGUCACUUCGGCCAGUUUUGUUGGCAGUGCCAGUGGAAUCCAUUUCAUCCGUUCUGUCUACAGCGCGAUGGCUGGAAGGACUCCAAACACCCAUGGCGAGACACCGGAGAGCACCCUGGUGCCUGGAGAGGAUGACCGGCUCGAAACUGGUAACGGCAUUACAGUGUCGAGGCAAAUAUGGCAACCGCAUGAGGUCGACUUCGAAGAUCACCACCAGGACGUCGUGCCUUUCACGUUCGAUGAGCUGCUCGACUGGUCCGCCAGCUAUUUCGACAUUUGGCAUCCCGCGUAUCCAUUUCUCCAUGCACCUUCAGUGUUGGAAAGCUUCGAAAAGUUCGCUCAAAACGGAGUCCCCGAAGAGAAUACCUUUGAGGUGAUCAUCAUGAAGACCAUCAUCUCCAUCAGCUUAUGCGACCGUCGCCAGAGACAGCAUCCCACCCAAAGACCUGUGCCCAAAUGCCUGGUGUUCACCACCUUCGAUGAAGCGCUUGAUAGUGUACAACCGGCCCUGACCAAAGCCGCGACUAUAAAAGCUCUCCAAUCGGUCGUUUGCAUUCAGCUCCUUGAAGUUUCCAUGCUGCGACUCAAUGCCGCCUCCAGGCUUGGAGGCCUGGUCAUUAGGCUUGCAUUCCAGAUGGGUCUACAUCGAUGUCCUGCGAGAUUCUCCUCGUUCACGGUUGGGGAACAACAACUGCGUCAGCGCCUUUUCUGGUCCAUCUACUGUAUCGAUCGACAUCUAUGCCAAGCACUUGGACUACCGCUCACUAUCCGUGACGACGACGUCGAUGUCUGUUAUCCCGAUGCCGAAAGGCAUAUCGUCCCCGGCAGAAACGCCCAACUCUCCACCACCAGCGGUCAAGCCAUGGGUGGCCCGGUUGAUGGGCGAUUGAGAAUCCUGACGCUCCUUUCCAAGCACGCCGAGAUCAAAGGGUUGAUAAUGGAGCUGCGCAACAAGAUGGUCGCGCAGCGAGCGGACAGUCUGGAAAGAGCCAUGAUGAUCAAUGCCAAACUCACGCAAUGGUGGAACAAUGUGGAAGACUCAAUCGAACAGGCUGAUAUCCAGGAUAUUCCUUUCAGCACGCUGCACAAGGCGGUCUUCAAGGUCCUCAAGCAUGAAUCUAUCAUUGCCCUCAACCGUCCGCUCUUGACAACGUCCAAAAAGACUGCAAGCUACGCUGGGGCCCUGCACACUUGUAUUGCGGCUUCCAAGUCAAUCAUCACUGUUCUGCAUAGUCUGGUCGCCCCUGUGGGUGACUCGACGACCACGUCCCCCAGUCAAGGUAUCAGGACUUUUAUGCCGAUGUUCUGGCCCUCGUUCACUUGGGCAGUCUGGAUGAGCGCCUUUAUCAUGCUUUAUGCGGCGAUGGAGAACCAGGUAGAUCCGCAAAUCGCAGUUCGGUGUACGGAUCGAAGCCUGCAGGUCCUCGAGAGGCUCGGUGCCAGAGGCAGUAUAUGGCCAUCUGCCUGUGCGAUCGCGGUGAGGGACAUGCGCUCUGCAUUGCAGCAGAACGGCGGCGGCGGCGGAGUGGACCGACCGCGCCCGACCACGACGAGGUCGUCCAUCCACUCUGACAGUGGCAUCUCGGCGGGACAUCUCGAGCACCCAGGAUCUCACAAUGAUGAGGAGAACAGCUAUUUCCAGGCUCAAACCCAAGAUGGCCCCUCCGCGUCGCAACCUAAAUGGGGCGGGCCGCCUCCCUAUUCUACGACAGGCCAGCCACAAAUGUCCGGCGGCAAUUCCUCCCAGAGCGCCCAGCUGCAACCGUACAACAAUCUUGACUCCAGCACGGUCAGUACCCGACAAAACCUCCGAUCUGGGCUGGAAGAGCUCCAAAAUCAACAGCAGCAAGUCUUCACUCCUCAAGGAGGAUCAAACGUCCAGUUCUGGGAUACUGGUUCUGCACUACCUCAGUCAACGUUCUUCCCCGAUGCGGUGGGCAGUGGCAAGCCGUGGCCCGACUUUAGCAGCAUGGAUUUAGGCCCUGUCUCCGAGAUGCCUCCAUUUUCGGUGGAUGGGCUGGACCCGUUGCAAGGUUUUGAUAUUCCUUUCUGGAUGGGUCAUGACAAUACGGCUGCGUGGAUGAACCAUGGCUAG